Penicillium verhagenii is the source of this 699-nucleotide messenger RNA. RefSeq names its product presequence translocated-associated motor subunit PAM17. Gene Ontology annotation, biological process: protein import into mitochondrial matrix. The transcript has 2 exons. Lineage: Eukaryota; Fungi; Ascomycota; Eurotiomycetes; Eurotiales; Aspergillaceae. The coding region runs from base 1 to 699 and encodes 232 amino acids. The record is from RefSeq and is a predicted model, not a curated record. Gene Ontology annotation, cellular component: PAM complex, Tim23 associated import motor.
AUGUCAGCUCGCACAGUGAUCGGUGGUCGCCUGAACACCGCCACUCUCAGCUCCCUCGCCGGCCCUUCCCCCCGAAUUGCAUCCCAGCAACUUGCACGCCUACACUCCACCGUUGUCCGUCCCACCCCGAGUGCCGUGUGCAAGCUCCCCAUCCAACAAGAUGUUCGCCCUACACCCGUGUCGUUGAGUCGCCCGGGUCUGCGGAUGAACUCGACCUCUUCCGCUGGCAAGGACGAUGUCAAGCUUGACUGGAACUCUUUCUUCAAGCUCCGCGCUUCCCGCCGCCGAUACUCCCUCGCCUCCUCCAUUGCGACCUCCCUUGUCUCCACCACAGCCGGUGUGCAGAUUCUGUCAUCGCAGGAUCUGGAGGGUCUUGGUGCUCAGGUGAUGGGUCUGGAUCCCUUUGUGGUUCUGGGAUUGGCGACCGCUGCCUGCGGUGCUGUUGGAUGGCUCCUGGGCCCGAUUGUUGGCAACGGACUCUGGGGUCUUGUUUACCGCCGGUUUACUCCCUCUGUCGCCACAAAAGAGAAGGAGUUCUUCGAUCGCAUUCGACGAUUCCGCGUCGACCCGUCUACCAACUCUAUCGCCAACCCCGUCCCCGACUACUACGGCGAGAAGAUCGGUAGCGUGCAGGGAUACCGCCAGUGGCUGAAAGACCAGCGGGCGUACAACCGCAAGCGCCGAAACUUCAUCGCUUAA